AUCCAAGUAUCAAACCAAGGAGUACAUUUUAUUCGGUGCCCAUUAUUUUUUUUUUGGUUUUUUUUUUCUUAUAUCGAGCAUCGUUUUCUCUGUCCACCCCCAAAAUAAAACCCUAGCUUUCGGCCCCCUCUUCUCUCCGAACGCUAAAUAUCAAAAUCGGACGAGAAUGUCAACGGCGGAAGAAGGCGGAGCAACGGCUAAUGCUAACACAUCUUCUUACGGCGGUGGAGGAGCCGGAGGAAAGCUACGGAAGAAGCCUUUUCGCCGACAGGCGACGCCGUACGACCGCCCUCCCACCGACCUUCGUGUUAGCAGCACUAAUAGCAGCGAUAGCAGCAGCUGGUUGACAAAGCUGGUCGUAGAGCCCGCCUCUAAACUCAUAUCAUAUGGUGCGGACCGCUUCUUCGGUUCUAUCUUUCGUAGACGCCUCCCUCCGCCUCCUCUUCCUCUUCGUCAGCCACCAGAGUCAGAAGCUCAAGAUGGUUUAGCAGAGUCAAAUACCCAAGAUGGUGACAUGUAUAAAGGGAUUGAUCUUAAUAGUCAUAGAGAUUACCGAGAGCCAGGAAGUGGGCAGUGCAUCCAGCCAAUAAAUAGUUCUAGCAGCAACGGAGUCACUGAGCUUGAGCAUUUGUUGAAGCAAAAGACCUUCACAAGAUCUGAGAUUGCUCAUCUGGCAGAACUUUUGCAAUCACGAGCUGCAGAAGUGUCUCCUGGGGAUGUAAGCCGAAUCAAUGUAGUGUCUGCUUUAGAUUCGAGCAGGCAAAAAGAAUUUGCAAGCGGUGCAUUGGAAGAAAACAGAACUGAUGGGGUUGAAUCUUCGGCUGUGAUGUUUACUCCUGUUAACAAUUCAAGAGUGGUUGAGAGUGAUAUUGCUUCUACGGCUGAACUUGCUAAGGCUUACAUGGGAAGUAGGCCUUCACAAGUUUCUCCAUCAUUGCUGGGAAUGAGCAAUCAACUUGGUAAGGAGAGGACAGUGUUGCGUGCUGAUACACUGAAUCCCUCUAGGUCACCUAUUGUGUCACUCGCUAAGAGAAGUUCUGUCAGCAUGAGUGCUGUAGAAAAUGGUUUUAUAACCCCACGAUCUCAAGGCAGAUCGGCUAUCUACACCAUGCCUCGCACCCCAUACUCCAGAGUUCAUCAAACUUCCACACUGAAGGGAAGCGGAAUCAACAGUAGUGGUUUUGCUGGGCCAUCAACAUCAUCGUCAUCCCUUUCUCCACUGGAGAAUGAUGGCAAUUUUGACUCGCAGCUGGGGACCUUAAAGCGUAGAAGUUCAGCAUUGGAUGAUGAAAUCGGCUCUGUUGGUUCUAUGCGCAGAAUCAGACAGAAAUCCAAUUCAUUGAUAUCUAGUAUUCGUCACACUACUCAUGGAGUGGGAGUUGGCUCUCAUGCAAAGCAGAAGCCUCAAAUGAAUGGGGAAGAAAGGAAUAAGGUCUUGAAAAAUAGUGGAGAAAAUGAGAAUGAGAGGGUCUCAAGUACCAGUUAUUUUCAUGUUCCUUCAAAGUCAAAAGAAGUUGCUGCCAAAAUAUUGCAGCAACUUGAAAAGAUCAGCCCAAAGGAAAAAUUGCCAGUGUCAAAGUUAGAAGCAAUGCAGGAGAACUCACCUUCAAAGUUGAUCUCAAAUAGGCUCCCCGGACGGGCUCUGGAUAGCCUUGAGGAUGUAGACUCUUCAAAGUUGAAUGUCCAGGAUGUUCUUAAGUCUGGGGAUCAGACCAAUGGCAUAUUGCCUGAUGUUCACGAGUCUUCUCCCCUAAAGCAAGGGAAAGCAGAAGGGAAUGGCCCUAAUGUUUCAUUUAUUCCUUCUGGCAGAUGGAAUUCUGUUCUUAACAAUGAUGCUGCAGUGUCCUUGAGAACUUCUACUCCUGGCCUUGAACCUGGUGAUUCUGUUGUGAAGAAUGGGACAUCCCAACCUCAAAAGAAGAGAGCUUUUAGGAUGAGUGCAGAAGAGGACACCUUGGAGCUUCCUGAUGUAGAGUGCAAUGGCCUUGCUUCUAGACCUCUAUCUGAGAAUAAAGGCCUUUUUGAGAACUUUCAUGCCAAAACUGCUGGAGAAUCCCAAACCACUUUUCAGUCUAAAGAUAAGUCCUCUAUGGGCUUUCUUAAUUCAAGGAGUACAAGCGAACUUACCUCUGGUGCAGUCACAUUUGGAAAAGGGACUAGUGUCAUUGACAUCCCUGCAUCAGAAGGAGAAAGAGCUGCUUCACAGUCUCAAAUCGUUACUUCAUUGGUUCCUGCAUUUGAUAAACCUAAGGAAGGAAAUAGUUCUCAUUUGUUCAGUUUCAGCUCUAAAGCUACUGAUAAUUCUCCUUCACUGCCUUCUGAAUCUACGAAAAGGGCUAAAUCUCCUGACAGAUCCAGAAGCUUUGCCAAUAAUUCAACAUUGAUUGGCUCUCAAGUCAAAACUGGGAAUUCAGAGACAGGAGUUCAUAUGAAGCCUGUAAAAGAGGUUGAUACUAUUGGAAAUUGUGGUGAUGGUUCUUCUGUAGCAUUAAAUGGGCCAUCUGUUUCAAGAUCUUCUCCUGUAUCAUUUCCUGCAGCUUCUUUUAGUGAUAUGCAUCAGACAUCCACGGGUAGUGCUCCCUUGUUGACCUCUUCGACCAGCACUACUAACGUUCUUCCCACUGGCAGCAGUACCAGCACAACAGUCCCCUCUAGUGGCAGCAUUUUUGGAGAAGCAGUGAAAUCUUCAAGUUCAGGUGGACCUCUUUUCAAAUUUGGUUCCUCCAUAGAUCCGCCAUCUAUAGUGUCAGCAGCACCAACAGCUAGCAUCUCAGAAAGAGCAGAUCAGAGAGCGGAAGUUGACACAAACCUAAGUUCUGGCAGCUCUAGUAGCAUUUUCAAGCUUAGUUCUUCAUUCAGUAAUUCAACUGGAAACAGUCUUCAGAGUUCCCUCUUUGCUAGUGCCACUAAAUCUCCAGUUUUUGGUGCCGGUACCAUCAUGCAAUGCACAUCAGCUGUGUCCGCUCCGUCUGCAUCAGUUCCAGCACUUAAUAUGAAUGUCGGCUCUUCUCUUGGUUCAAUGCCCACUCCAAGCAUCAGUUUUGGUUUUUGUUCUCCGACUUCCACAUCAGACACCACCUCUCUUGUCCCUGCUGGUGGGACAACAUCGAGUUUAUUCAAAUUUGGUGCAACUCCGGCUGCUGUUACAGAAGGAUCUGCUGUUAGCUCCAGUGCUGCAACUCCUAGUGCAUUCAGUUUUGGUUUAAGUUCAUCUUCUCCGACCACAACUGUUUGUUCAAGCAGUGGUCCCACUACAUCAGUAUUUGGUUUUGGUGGCACCUCAGUUUCUUCUGCAACAAUUAAUACAAAUAGCUCUUUCAACAGUAGCACAUCUGGUGUAUUCAGUUUUGGUGAGAAAUCUUCAUUUUCCUCAUCUACAGCUAACUCUACUACUAGUGUGGCUUCUAAUGUGUUUGGUUCCAGUUGGCCAAGCCAAAAAUCUCCACUAUUUGGUUCUCCAUUCUCUUCUGCAUCUCCGUCAUCGGGAUUUUCCUUCUCUGCUUCUGCAAAUGCUGCACCAGCCGGUGCUGCAUCAUCGGGCCCCAUUUCCUCAUUCACUACUGCAUCUGCUUCCCCAUCUCAGCCUGUAUUUGGUGGUGGUUUUACAGCCUCUCCUGGGAAUAAUGAUCAGAUGAAUGCAGAAGACAGCAUGGCUGAGGAUCCAGUGCCAUCAUCUUCACCUACCCCUGUAUUUGGUCAAGCAUCUGUUUCCCCUGUCCCUCCUACCUUUGCGUUUGGAUCGGCUGCCCCAUCACAAAACAGUCCGUUCAUGUUCAGCAGCCAGCAAAAUCAAGUUCCUCUACAGAGUCCUUCAUUCCAGGCAUCAGGCAGCUUCUCAUUGGGCAGCACGGGAGGUGACAAGUCAGGUCGAAGGAUUGUGAAAGUUAAUAGAAGCAAGAAUAGGAAAAAGUGAAGAUGUACAAUGGGGUAUUAAUGUGCGUUGAGCCAGAAGAAGUGAAGAUGUACAACGGGGACACGCCUGUUGGCGUGAGGUUAGUGGUUUGAAUUUCUUUAAAUACUGAGUCAAUACAAUGAGGCGAUCAGCUGCUCUUUGCAAGGCUGCUUUAUAGUAGUAGUAUUUUUUUUGUUCUUCUUGGCAGUUUAGCAAAAUUUUGAUAGGCAAUUUUGGAAAGUUUGUGUCAAUGUGAAGAUGGAUUCCGUUGUACUAAUAGUGGUGGUAAAUUGACAACUAUUGAAAAUAUUUAUAUUCAAUUAAAUGUAGUUGACAAUAUCUAUA
This is a messenger RNA of Salvia splendens (bonfire salvia), 4237 nucleotides long. Its product is annotated as nuclear pore complex protein NUP1-like. Lineage: Eukaryota; Viridiplantae; Streptophyta; Magnoliopsida; Lamiales; Lamiaceae. The transcript is spliced from 9 exons. The coding region runs from base 167 to 3913 and encodes 1248 amino acids. The record is from RefSeq and is a predicted model, not a curated record. Gene Ontology annotation, biological process: nuclear membrane organization; poly(A)+ mRNA export from nucleus. Gene Ontology annotation, cellular component: nuclear envelope.